UUAUUACUCAUAUUUGUCUUGCAUAUUUUACAAAAUGAAAAGUAUUCGAAUUCCUUUUCACGAACAGAAAAUUUGAAUUCAGAUUUAAAUUGUUCAAGUUUCAUCUGAUCUCAAUUUGUGGUACGAAACGAAAGUUCAUUGAACCACUAAUAGGAUCUGUGAUUUCAGUUUUCAGAAUAACGGAGUUGGUUAAAAAUAUGUGUAAUUUUUGCGAAUAACGUAACUUUUUUAUAUUAGCAAGAGUAAUUUCAUUUUUAUAUAACAUCCCGCGAAAAUUUCGUUAACUUUUAUUACCAUGCCGAAAAAGGAGAAAAAUUUUGUUAAUCACGUAUGCAGAUUAGUUUUAAUUUUCGACGUAAUGUGAAAUUGCAGUUGCAUAGAAACGGUGAAUGUUGCAUUGCAUUGAUAUCGAUAAAAAUCACGCGUAUCCGGGUUUAACAAUUUUUAAAAACUACGCGCCACGGGUGAACGAGUGGAAAAUAAAGAAAGAACGCAUUCACGGAGUGAAUCAGUGUCAGAUACGCUACAACUGACGUGAUGUUAUUAGUACAUACCGAUGAGACAAUGGCGCGUGUUAAAUUAUUCAUGAGGUCAUUGUUGCAUCGUAACGCAGAUUCAAACGUCGAGCAAUUUGAGGUGUGAUGAAACCGCUGCGUUUGACUCGACGAAAUUCGAUCGAAAUUGCCAGUAAAUUCUACCACGUUGAUUAAAUUUCAUUCACCUGAUCUCGUGAAAAAGGAAGAAAUUAAUUAUACCAGAAUUAAAGUUAUGUUAUGUGGGAUAUAAGUAUCUCGUGAGAAGAAUUUCGUAAUGAAAUUAUAUCUCGAAGAACCGUACAGAAAUUACAUAUACUACACGUACAUACUCGCAACUACCUUUCUCUCAUCGUUCCCCUCUCUCCUCUUUUUUUAUCCUAACAAGAUGGUUGUCCUCUAGUCUAGUCAAACGGAUCUCAUUGAAUCACGAUAAGAGAAACCUUAAGCCAUGUAUUAUUCGUCUAUUUUCAUUCGAUCGAAUUAAGGAUCAAAGUUUCGGAUAAAAUUGAGCGUAUUUUAUGGCUAUUCCUGUCAUGCUACCAUGAAGUAUUUUACGCCGUAUAAUCAAGAAAACAUGUGUUUAUCGCUCGAGGAUAAAGUAUAAGUACUGAAACUUCCUUAAGCAUCCUUCCACUGCAAUAUAUUUAUGCUAAUUUAUAUAUGUAAAUUUUACGUAAGCUACUUGAGAAAAACUAGCCCCAAUUAUAGAUAUUUUUCAAACGUGCCUAUAAAUUAAGAAUAAAAAUAAAUGGAUUGUCAUGUGAAUCAGUCGAUGGCCGUAAUUUCAUUAUCUAUGUACAAAGUCAUGUUACGCGAGUUGCUAGUGAACAGGACAAGAAACACUGGCCGGUUGUCGGAGAUGGUGGGGGGAUGGUUACGUGUCCUAGUUUCGCGGACUACGGUGGACCACGAUGCAUCUUUGUCCGAUGCCCCGAAGCAAAUGGCUGGUAUAUGUCGAAAGAGUUACGUCAGGCGGGAAGAAAAAUCCGCGAACCGGACCGGUUGUAACGACGAGUCAAUCUGUUGGAGAGGAAAAAAAUUCCAAGAUAUCGUGCGCGAGAUAGAAUCGCGUUACGUUCAGAAAGACAUACCGAAGAUAGCUAUCUCGAACCCUGUUCGAUGUGUACGUCAGUAAAAAGAGAAAUUCUUCUGGCAGAAAGAACGGGUUACUGAGAAAAUACCGUACGGACACGCAAUUACGUGCGCGUGAAAUUCGACGAACGAUAAUUAAAAGAUAUUUCAUUUUUUUCUACUAUUUUGAUAUUAUAUUCUAUCUACAUUUUUAAUGUAGCGUAUUUAUGCUUAAUAAUUCCUAUGAUUUAUUCUAAUUUACUAUAGCUAUUAGGGUUUUUUAAAAAUUUUGUUUUUGAACAUUAUUAUUGAAUAUCUGUCAGAACGUAAUCUCUGCACUUUCUCCUUUGCUCUGAUUAUUUUGUCUAUAAACACGGUUAAGGUAUGUGCAAGAAGAACAUCUGCCAUUUAUUCCUCUCUAAAGUUGUCUAUAUACACUCUGGUGCUGUUCGGUUAAUGAAAGUGUUAAAAAAGGAACGAGAGAAAGUAGAAUGAAAAUAUCGAGGCGAUGUUUUUCUCUAACCAUUUCGUCUCCAACUUGUACAUUUUAUCUCUUUCUUUUCCUUUUUUAUUUUUAUGUUUGCGAAGAAACGAUCGAAAACAAUGUCUCAAUACGAAGCAGCGCUGGGCAUUGUCACAAUAGAAUUACACUCUGAUCCGUUCCAUCUCAUGCAAGACUGUCACGACCAGACAGAUUCGGAUCGUCGGCGACUCUCUCUUUGUUAAGUCUUUCUCUAUUUUUCUCUGCUUUUCGUUUGUUCCUUUCCUACGAGCGAUGAUAUUUCACACGAGGCUAUGUAUACGUAGUCAUGUAGCUGCAUCAACGACACGGUCUAACGGCAUUCAGUCGACCUCAUCAUCCCGCUUCUCCACAUUCAGUCGCACACAUUCUUGCAUUUUUCUUUGCUCUUAUAUUACUUUUACCAAUUUCUGCUUCUUUUCUCUCCGUUCCAUCCGCAUUCCCUUUGUUCUCUCGCUUUUUUGCCACUUUUCGCUCUUCUUUCCUGUCAGCUUUUCUCUGAUCGUCCCUUUCUCUCCCUUUUUCUCCCAAAGUUCGCUAUUUUCCUCUCAUAUCCGCGAUCCCUUCGUCCGCUCCGUCUAUUUUCUCUUUGUACGCUUGGUUCUUCCAUAUUUCUGCCCGCGACAGAAACUAAGGGCAUCCAUUAAACCUGACUGGUCUUUCAAUAACGGAGAUUAAUUUCGAUUGUUUCAUCUUCUCGGUCACGUGGUUAAUCACCUGAAGUCUCUCCAGCGAUGUACCGACGUAUUGUCCAAUUAGUGCGUUUAAAGACCGAUUGGCGACGCGCAAGUAGACCCACACUAGAUUUCAGGGCGGCAAAUGUCUGUUAAGGAAUUUAUUACUUGUGUUCUUGCAAACCGCAAAUGACAUUUAUGCCAUAUUCUGUGACAUUAAUGCUUACGCAAAUUAUUACUAUGUAUACAGAAGCGCUAGAUGCAUUUAAUAAUUACAAUCCUAAAUAUCUUAGGACCGAAGCCACAUUAAGGAUAUUUAUGAAAAUUUAUAUUUUUGUGAAAACGAGCAAAACAGUAAGCAAAAAUUUAUUUGACGUACCGAGUAUUAUGGCAAGUGCUUUGUUUUGGAUACUGUAUGUAUGUAGCGUGUAUGUUCUAUGCAUUUUUACAUCUUCAAAUUUCCUAUGAAUUUGUUUAUUUUAUUUGUGAUAUAACGGAAGGAAGACAUACUAGAAGGAUGCAUUAAUCGUUACGUAAUUACGUUUUUCCGUCGAUGAAAAGGAAAACGUCCAGCGAAGUAUUCAUUUAUCCUUGUUAAUAUGUCUCCUAUUACCCGCUCUUAAGAUAGAUUCUGCGGGUCGUUAUCGUUUUUCAUUAACAUAACAGGUACAUAUUAAUGUCAGCGAUGUCGCUUCAAGGUUCCGAUUACGAAAAUCACCGUGGCCAACGAUCAUCGAGACCAGUUUCAACGUAACUUGUUCUCCUUUACAGCUGUGAAAACACCGUUUGGUUAUCCACGGAUUCUCCACAAAUUUAUCUGCAUCUUUCGUUGUUUAGUCUCGUGCAGACAAUCAAUAUGACAUUGUUAUGAUUUAUAUGUCGAUAGGCUAUGAAUUUUUUAGUUUGAUUAUUAAAGAUUUUCUGCUUUAAAGAUUCGCAAUUUUUAUUUAAAAAAUGCUAAAAAGAGAAAGGUUUAUGCUGUAUCAGUAUUACCUCACAAACACAGAGAUGAUAUGAAUUUCGGAAGGAAAGUCGCUGCCGUGUCAGAUUACGCGUUUGACAGUUUUAAGAGGGAAAUUUUCUGUGAUGGGAACAACAUAAAGCAGUUAGAAAGUUUUUCACACAUCUUUUGUUAAAAAAAUAUUAGAAUAUUAAAAAUUCCUUAUGACUACUUCGCUUGGAAUUUUUCUACUAUUUUGAUAACUGUAUUCUUGGUAGUUAAAUUCGAAUUUGCAUCCGAAAAUUUGAAUGUGAAUUUAAAUUUAGGAUAAUCGUAUGCUCUACUCUAUUUCGUAGGUAGAGCUUGUCGCUCUAAAUGGUAGAUGGCACAACGAAACCUCUAAUUUUUUCCACGAUCAGUAUGUCAGAACACGUGACACGAAAUCUCACAAGGUGUCAGAUUUAUCUUAUAUCUCGUCUACUAAUGAUUCGCCUGCAAAUAACGAACAACGCAAUUCGAUAUCGCAUCACUCGUGUGCGUUCGGCCUUGAACGAAUCACUACCGGUUUUUUGUUGACGAUUGCGCACGAUUCUGCACGAAUUAAUUGGAACAAACUCCAAGUCCGACCACUAUACGUAAAUAAUUUUGGCGGGACAGGAACGGACGGUAAUGGAGGAACCCUUAAACAAUUUGUAAAAAACGAUGCGCGGACGUGUGAAUGCAAUAUAUUACGUUCGUGCAACUGCUGCUCCAGUUACGUCAAGAGCGUUACCCGACGGCGUUGUUCAUGAAUGCCAACGUAAACUCAUUUUGAGAACAUUGAAAAAUAACUGAGAGGAUGAAGAGAGUGGGGAGAACGCGACAUGAUUAAGCAAUGCUUGGACAUUGGAAAUGGAUCGUGCGUUUGUUUGUUGAAACUUAGCUUUUUUUUGCGGAUUACUGCUGAGGAAUUGCUUGGAAUUUUUGAUGAAAGAAUUAUUAUACUGUAAUAGGUGAAUUACGCUAUUUAACGAAAUUCAUUAUUUGACUAUAGGGGAUAUAGAAUUUCAUUUUGUAGCAUUAUGUACAGUGGUCGACACUAAGUUCUGGUAGAAAAAGUCUUUGACUGGAGAAAAUUUCAGGAGUUUUAGGACUUUCAGGAGGUUUGGAAUGUAAAUGUUAAGCUAGGUCAGGAUAAGAUAAGUUACAGAAUGAAACAGGGAUGGGUGAUUCAAUAUUUAAGAGGGAAAGCGGAAACAAAAAUAUUUAAAGAAUAAGAUGACAUGGAAGUUGGUUGUAAAAGGAGGAACAAGACCAAAGUACAAUGAAAAGAUACAUGCAAAGCAAUUUAAAUUUAAAGAAUCCUAACUUAUUGUUAGUUUUAUUAAAGAUUUAAGAUAAAGGGAUUUGGAAGGAAAAAUUUCUGUUUGAAACUUUUAGUUUACAAAAAAAAGAACAAGAUUGUAAUACAAUAGAAAAAAAUGUUCAUACGGAAUUUUUAAUCGUAAAGGACUUAAAUGCAAGAUUCUAAUUUAGAUAUACUUAAGAUUCAAGAUGAAAGAAUUUGCAGGGAAAAAUCUCUCUUUUGUCCGUCUCCAUUUUGACACAACGUGAAACGGUGAGAGGAAGAAAAGAUCACGCUGCACGUCGUCGCCGACGAGAAAUCUGGACUCCGAGCGGUAUUCGAGAAGAAUUCCGAAGCAUCGUGGAUACAAAAUCGCUUGACAUUCUGCACAAUAACUUGCGGUAAAAAAAAAAGAAAAAAAACGAAAGAAAUAAAAAGAGAAAAAAAAAAGAAAUAAUUCGGUCCAAAAGGUGAAACACGAUAUAUGGCUUGACACAAUUUCAGACUCGUACAUGUGCUGAUCGUCCGUCGCAGAUUCUGCAGUUUAUUACAAGAUCGAAGAAACGACCAGAGUCCAGAGUCUCGGAGUGUUUUCCCCUCUCUUCUAAUUCCGGCAUAGUCCUUAGCUUAUCGCCGAGUCUAUACUUAUUGCCACUCGUGGCACCUCUCUGAUGCAAGAAGUGUAUCGGAUAAACGGAGAGAGAAAGAGAGAAAGAGAGAGAGAGAGAGAGAGAAAGAGAGAGAGGCGUUCGUUAAGCUUUUUACGAUUUUCACCGGAACGAACGUGGUCCAAUUAAUGCGAUUACUAUGCGCCGGAAGCUUCGCGUUGUCGUAACGGGCACGUUCAAAUUUUAAUUCGAAAAGAGAAUCUUAAUAGCUCUUUGGGAUUUUAACCUCGUGCUUGGUAAAGAACGCUUCGUGUAGCUAAGUGGUCGUUAAAAGAUAGAAAGAUAGAGGAAAGAAAAGGAAAAAGAAAGGGGAUCGAGGGAGGAGAGUGAAGGAUUCAAGGAUAUGACAUGAAAAGCAGCGCGAGAAUAUUCAUGAAAAAAGAGGAUACUAAGGGACCGUUAACUUUAGAAGGAUCUCCCUUUACUAUUCAAAGCAGCUAGGAGGGAAACAUACGCGGGAAAACAACGACAACGUCACGCUUCACUCUUACAUGCAAAUUACAACGUUUCUAAGUUAACUGGAAACUGACGGUGGUCAGAGGGUUGGAAACUUUCAGACACAUAUAUGCGAGCACACUUAAUUGACAAUUAAGCGGGAAAGAAGCGGAGAGGGGGCGACUUUCUCAUUUAGAAUACCCGCAGCGUGGAGCAGAGGAUCUUACGGGAAAACAAUCUCUCCUGCACACGGAACGGACGGUCCCAGUGAAAAAUUCAAUUGCUGGCUUGAAUCACGUCCCUUGAUAAAGAAUCGCCGGAAAGGAAUUUCUGUUCGGGCGCCAGAAGGGUUCCUUUUUAUCCCUCUCCCUCUCCCUCUCUCUCUCUCUCUUUCUCUUUCUCUUUCUUACUCCUCUUUCUUCGACUGCUGAAAGAAUAACCAGCUCCAGUUUCCUUCAUCCGACGAAACGGAUCCACCUAAAAUUUUUAUUGAUAGACCAUCGAGUACCUCUUUGCUCAAAAGAAAAGUAAUCUCGAUCUUGAGGAACGUUUGAAGGAACCAAGAAAGCGAUCAAUCAUUCAGACACUUGUUACGCGGUUCAUCAAAAGGUUAACAACUGUGGCGAGAGAAAGGUCACGAAGAGCUAGAAAGAAACGCAACUAAGUUCGACUUCGAUCUUUUGAGGAAUUAUAGAAAAACUAGCUGUUACGGUGCUGUCCUUGUAUAAUUUAGAAAAAAGGAGAGGAAAAGGAAAGGGCUGUGUCUAGUAACAAGGCUAGUAAUAGACAAGUAGUAAACGGAGUAUAAGACAGUAGUUUAUUAAUUAUCAAACAGCAAAAUUGAAUUGAGCAACAAAUCUAGCGACGAUCGUCAAACAAUUUUAAUAAUAUUAAGAUUCUGUCCAUCGAAGUACUUCCUCUAAUAACAGAACUAACAACAGCUGAAUAGUAAACGAAGUAUAAGACGGUAUUUCAUUAAUUUAGUACGAUAGUCUGUAGAGAAAUUCAGUUGAGCAACAACUCUACAGAACUCGUCGAACAAUUUUAAUAACGUAACGAUCCUGUCGUAGUCGACUAGUAAACGAAAUAUAAGAAACUAUUUCAUUAGUACUUAAUCAACCGUAUACUGGAUAGAGGAAUUGAAUUGUGCAGCAGGUAUAUUGACGCUUGUCGAGGAGUUUUAUUAAGUUAAGGACAGUGUCCGACAAAAGGGACACUUUUUUUCAAAACGGUGGAAAGGAAGUCACGAAACACGGCGAACCACUACGGUAUCCACUACACGGGCUCGUACGCUUAUAGCAACGGAGCACCGAGCGUGUACAAUAGCUAUCCGACGAACGGCGGGUUCGUGCAGUCUCAUCUCCAUGAAGACUAUCGGCCGAUUUACUUUUACGUAGCACAGCCCUAUACUAUCCCGUACACGUUCGCCAAGAGACCGAGGCCAUCGUCGCUGCUGAGGCCUGGCAAACCUCGGAGCAACUGUCGCGUCAAGUUUUCCAAGAGGCUCGGCAACGGCGACUUCUCGCAGAAGGUCAAGCAGGGCGAGUUCUCGAGAAGCCUCAGCCAGGUGCACUUUGUCGAGAACCAGGGGCAAGUGAUCUCAAACUAUCCGAAGACCGGCUUGCCCCGUGAUCCAAGGAUGACGUCGAUGUUCCGAAGGGGCACGAUCUUUGCUACGUUCUUCCUGUCGUUACUGGGCGGUGGGCUGGUUUGUGCCGCUCUGGUGACGCAACAUUGGGUCGAGGCGCGACCCUUAAGAACUCCAAAUCCUCAGGAAAGUGCUGGCAGAGUUCACUUCGGCCUUCUUCAAGGAAAGAAGGAACUAAACGUCGCUUAUGGCUGGAGGACAUAUCACAUCUCUGUACCUCAAAUGAUCAAGCAAGAUCCAACAGUGAUGUCCUGGGGACUGUGGAUCAGCACUCUAACAACAACCUCGGCUGCACUUGUCACCGCUGGCCUGGCUGCUUUACUCGCCGUUUUGAACACAGCCACUUCUCCUAGAUCUAAGAUCCUUUCUGAUCCUGGAGUAUAUUUUAUAAAUAUCUUAACACUACUAAUGUGCAUGGCGAGUACGAGCACUUGGCUGGCGCAGUAUUACACGAAGCUAUACUUCAACGUGCUUCCAAAGGAGGACAUUGAUAAUAUGUGGACCAGCGAAGGUUCUGCCGAGCUUGGUUAUUCAUUUUGGCUGGUUGUUUGUGCUGGUGUGGUGCAUUUAAUCAGCAUAGCAUUGGUAGGCUGGGGCUCAGGACGAGACAAAAUCGAACGUCUGGAGACAAUUCCCGCACUGGAGGAAAAGACCGCCGCGGCAAUAAUGCUGUAUUGAAUCCCAAGGCUCUUGAGACGAGGACUCAAAGACAGAAGAGAUCCAUUACAAAAAUUACACAGAGUGCUGCUCAUAUUUGUUAGCGUGUGUCGAGGCAACAGGAGUCGAUUAAGCAGAGAGCUGGCUACGAUAUUUCUGCUAUUCGAGAAAAGACAAGUUCCUAGAUGUUUGUUAGCAUACUUAGCAUCGUAAUGUGGAAAAAGGGAAGAACAAGCACGUUAACGGCAUUACCACUUAAAUCGUGUUAAAGUUUCAGUGUGAAAUUUGAAGAAUGUUAAAAGAAAACCUUCGAUUUAUAUAAUACAAUUAUUGUCCGAUAUUCGGAUCAUGAAUUUGUUGAAAUAUUUAAGAAUAAAUGAAACGCGAAUUUCAUCGCACAAAAUCUGAACUAAAAUUUCAGUAAACCGACUACAAAAGUGGAAACACGAUUUUUGUAACGAUCUGAUCAGAAUGUAGUUUCCGGCUGAACGCUUUUAUUUAAAAAAAUAUGACCCCGAGCUUUUCAGACCGCUGAAAUUAUCGAGAGUGGAAACUAGGCCAUGUAAUUGAUCGUUUCUACACGGAGUUAUGAGCUUGCACCGUAAUAUUGCGUGAUUCGAAACAUUUUGAACAGUUGAGUACGCGUGUGACAAAGUGUAUAUUAUACAUGAUGAACUAUAUCUAUAUUUUCGUGUAACAAUUUCGAGAAAUAUCAGAUAUAAAUAUAUACGUAUACCUAUGCGACAGUGCAUCGCGAUUUGUUUUAUUAUAAUAAAAGUAUAUUUCGGCUAUCGUCAUUGAAUCACGUCGGUCGACGUCUUCUCUAAAUAUCUUUACUGUUUUUUCUAAUCUUCCUUGCGUUUGAAAUAUCUAGUUUUAUACGCGCAUUUAUUAAUGCUUAAACUUUCUUCCCCCCUUUUUAGAAACUUCUAGCCCUUUUCUUGCGUACAGUAUGAUUAACAAUUAGAACUAUAAGAAGGGUAGUAUAUAUUUCUCGCCGUUUAGGUAAAUGAAACAGAAAAUAGAUAAUAAAUAGUGUGUUCAUGUUUUCUAUCUGUUUGUCGGCAGCGACAAAAAAAGUCAACUUAACGCAAGAUUUCAUGAAUAUUCUGUUCAUUAAGUUUCAUAGGUUGUAAAUAGAAACGGAGUUUGAUACUCUGUAGUGAUUUAUUUAUUACGUAGUAUCUUAAUUAUUAACUAUAUCAUAAAUGUAAUAAAACAAUUAAAAAGACAAUACGGAUAA
Molecule: messenger RNA, 9716 nt
Organism: Bombus pyrosoma
Lineage: Eukaryota; Metazoa; Arthropoda; Insecta; Hymenoptera; Apidae
Exons: 7
Coding region: 7808-8494 (228 amino acids)
Source: RefSeq, a predicted model, not a curated record